AAACUCCAACUCAAAUUUCUUAUCGAUCCUUAUCCAUACUUUGCAACAUCAAGAUUCAAAUCCAGUUUAAAUCUCUCAUCCUGAAAUCAAAUACAGACAUGGGAAUCAGACUACCUUCACUUCUCCUUAAUGCUAAGCAAGUUGUAAGAAUGCAGACGGUUUCUUCAAGAAGCCAAUGUGGUGUUCCAAAGGGUCAUAUUGCAGUCUAUGUGGGGGAGAUUGAAAGGAAGCGGUUUGUAGUUCCGAUAUCAUACUUGAACCAUCCUUCUUUCGUAGCUCUACUCAAGACAGCUGAAGAAGAAUUUGGAUUUAAACAUCCAACCGGAGGUUUAACAAUUCCUUGCAGAGAAGAUGCCUUCCUCAACCUCACUUCUAGGCUGCAUACUCCCUGAAAGAGAGGAAAAACGAUCCUACACACAGUUUUGUAGAAUUCCUUUCAUUUUUUUCUUCUUUUUGUCACAGUUGAGGAGUAGAAUGUCAAUACAUAGUUAGUCCAAUUUGACGAAGAAGCAAAAGUUGAUUCAACAUCAAUGUACAAUUUAUAAUUGCAGAGAUGUAAAUAGAAAUGGAGUCACAUUUUCUUAUAAAAAA
Molecule: messenger RNA, 591 nt
Organism: Cucurbita maxima (winter squash)
Lineage: Eukaryota; Viridiplantae; Streptophyta; Magnoliopsida; Cucurbitales; Cucurbitaceae
Product: auxin-responsive protein SAUR21-like
Exons: 1
Coding region: 99-392 (97 amino acids)
Biological process (GO): response to auxin
Source: RefSeq, a predicted model, not a curated record